UUUGAUUUUUUAUUUUUCACUUUCGGCCCAAAAGUCUUUCAAUAUUUGAAUUAGUAGGCCCUACUUUCUUUUACUUUGAAAUUGUUCUCCAUUACCGUUCUCUGCUCUCCAUAGAUUGUUCAUCUUCAUCAAAUCUUACCUACCGCAAACUCAUCGGACGUUUCGAAUCCAACUUCCGAUAACCGUUAACUACUUUCAUUGGAUCUAUAGAUCUGAGCGUCGGUGCGAGGUUUUGCUCGAUCUUCGAUCCUUUCCAGGGAAAAAUGGCGACGAUGAAGAGUUUGAUAGGUUUGAUUAACAAAAUCCAGAGAGCUUGUACUGUCCUCGGAGAUCAUGGAGGUGAAGGAAUGUCGCUUUGGGAAGCUCUCCCAACCGUCGCUGUCGUCGGUGGCCAGAGUUCCGGAAAAUCUUCAGUGCUAGAAAGUGUAGUGGGAAGAGAUUUUCUACCUCGUGGAUCUGGUAUUGUUACGAGGAGGCCAUUGGUGUUGCAGCUUCAUAAGACUGAAGAAGGAACAACAGAGUAUGCUGAGUUUCUUCAUGAUCCUAGGAAGAGGUUUACUGAUUUUGCUGCUGUGCGAAAGGAGAUCGAGGAUGAAACUGAUCGUAUUACUGUUGUUAAUCUGACGCUCAUAGAUCUUCCGGGUUUGACCAAGGUUGCUGUAGAGGGACAACCGGAUAGUAUCGUCCAAGACAUUGAAAACAUGGUCCGCUCUUAUGUUGAGAAGCCAAAUUGCAUCAUAUUAGCUAUUUCUCCAGCUAAUCAAGAUAUUGCUACCUCAGACGCAAUAAAACUUGCUAGAGAAGUUGAUCCUACAGGUGAAAGAACUUUUGGAGUGGCAACCAAGCUUGAUAUCAUGGAUAAAGGAACUGAUUGUCUAGAUGUUCUUGAGGGACGGUCGUACCGUUUACAACAUCCCUGGGUCGGAAUUGUGAAUCGUUCACAGGCCGAUAUCAAUAAGAGAGUCGAUAUGAUUGCUGCACGUAGGAAAGAGCGUGAAUAUUUUGAAACAAGCCCUGAAUACGGGCAUUUAGCCAGUAGGAUGGGGUCAGAAUAUCUAGCAAAACUCUUGUCUCAGCACUUAGAGACUGUUAUCAGGCAGAAAAUCCCCAGUAUUGUUGCUUUAAUCAACAAAAACAUCGAUGAGAUAAAUGCAGAGCUGGACAGAAUUGGGAGACCUAUCGCUGUUGAUUCCGGGGCUCAACUUUACACCAUUUUGGAACUCUGUCGGGCAUUUGAUCGUGUUUUUAAAGAGCACUUGGAUGGAGGACGACCUGGUGGAGACCGGAUCUAUGGAGUUUUUGACCAUCAAUUACCAGCAGCCUUAAAGAAACUUCCCUUUGAUCGACAUCUCUCUACCAAAAAUGUUCAAAAGGUUGUAUCAGAAGCAGAUGGUUAUCAGCCACAUCUUAUUGCUCCUGAGCAAGGAUACAGAAGGCUAAUUGAUGGAUCCAUUGGCUAUUUCAAAGGACCAGCGGAAGCCACUGUCGACGCAGUACAUUUUGUAUUGAAAGAGCUGGUCCGAAAGUCGAUUUCAGAAACAGAGGAGCUGAAGCGAUUCCCAACUCUAGCCAGUGAUAUAGCAGCUGCUGCAAACGAAGCUCUUGAAAGAUUCAGAGACGAAAGCAGAAAAACAGUUCUGCGUCUGGUGGACAUGGAAUCUAGCUACCUCACGGUUGACUUCUUCAGAAAACUUCACCUUGAACCCGAGAAAGAGAAACCGAACCCGAGAAAUGCUCCACCACAAAACGCAGACAUCUACGGCGAUAAUCACUUCAGAAAGAUCGGAUCCAACGUGAGUGCGUACAUAAACAUGGUGUGUGACACAUUGAGAAUUUCACUUCCCAAAGCUGUUGUUUACUGCCAAGUUAGAGAAGCUAAGAGAUCGCUCCUCAACUUCUUCUACGCUCAAGUCGGCAGGAAAGAGAAGGGGAAGCUGGGGGCGAUGUUGGACGAAGACCCACAGCUCAUGGAACGAAGAGGAACCUUAGCGAAACGUCUCGAGCUUUACAAACAAGCUAGAGAUGACAUCGAUGCCGUGGCUUGGAAGUAAGGUCUGAUCAAAGGGUUCCCUAAGAAAUAUUCUUUAUAUCUUUAGUUUCAUUGCUCGUGUGAACACUUCUUACAUUAUUAUUAGAUAUAUGGUUGAAGUUCUAAACUCCAAUCUUUUGCUGCACACACUCGAUAACUCAUAUUUGUCUCCCACGUCGUGGUGUGUAUUUUCGAUUCUUUACUACUGUUUACAUUAUUAAGACAGCACUGCAAGAUAUUCCCCAGGAAUGUUAACAGUUAAC
Eruca vesicaria subsp. sativa (arugula) is the source of this 2292-nucleotide messenger RNA. NCBI's taxonomy places the organism in Eukaryota, Viridiplantae, Streptophyta, Magnoliopsida, Brassicales, Brassicaceae. The record is from the annotation of a GenBank genome assembly.